AUGACCCCCCUCAACCCCGCGCGCCUCCCCUUACAAACCCAACUGCACCAUCUCCGCACAAUCCUCUCCAAAAACACAACUCUCACCACCGUCCUCACCCGCGCCGCAACCCUCAACCUGCCAAACUGGUACCUCGCCGCCGGCGCCGUCUCCCAAACAAUCUGGAACCACAUGAGCGGCCUCCCGCCCGCCACCGGCAUCCACGACUACGACCUCGUCUACUUCGACGACACAGACCUCUCCUGGGCGGCCGAGGACGCGGCCAUCCAGCGCGGACGGGCGCUGUUCGCCGACAUCCCCGCCGAAGUCGAGAUCCGCAACCAGGCGCGGGUGCAUCUGUGGUACGAGGCCAAGUUCGGGGCGCCGUGUCCACGGCACGAGAGCGUAGAGGCGGGGAUCGACAGCUGGAUUGCGACGAGCGCGAUGAUUGGGGUGCGGGUGGAGGCGGAUGGGGAGUGGAGGGUGUAUGCGCCGCGGGGGCUGUCUGAUUUCUUUAACAUGGUCGUGAGGCCGAAUCCGCAGAUUGGGGUAAGGGAGAAGUAUGAGGAGAAGGCGAGGCGGUGGUUGGGUAUUUGGAAAGGGUUGACGGUUAUGCCAUGGGUUGAGAAGGAAGAGCCCCUGAAGCUGGUCUCAUGA
Molecule: messenger RNA, 636 nt
Organism: Colletotrichum siamense
Lineage: Eukaryota; Fungi; Ascomycota; Sordariomycetes; Glomerellales; Glomerellaceae
Exons: 1
Coding region: 1-636 (211 amino acids)
Source: RefSeq, a predicted model, not a curated record